GUCGGGGCGCGGGCUGGGGCUGCAGUCAGUCAGCACAUCGGCUCCGGCGCGGCGUGUCUGUCUGUCGCUCGGAGGGUGGACGCCGGGGUCUCGCAGGCCACAUGAUGACUCUGUGCCUCAAUUGCUCUGUCCUCCCUGGAGAUCUGUCCCCAGGGGGUGCAAGGAGCCCCAUGGUUUGCAAUGGCAGUGCGGCCAGGGGGUACUUUGACCCUGAGGACUUGAACCUGACUGACGAGGCACUGAGAUUCAAGUACCUGGGGCCGCAGCAGACAGAGCUGUUUGUGCCCAUCUGUGCCACGUACCUGCUGAUCUUCAUGGUGGGUGCCGUGGGUAAUGGGCUGACCUGCCUAGUCAUCCUGCGCUACAAGGCCAUGCACACGCCCACCAACUACUACCUCUUCAGCCUGGCCGUGUCGGACCUGCUGGUGCUGCUGGUGGGUCUGCCCCUGGAGCUCUAUGAGAUGUGGCACAACUACCCCUACCUGCUGGGCAUUGGUGGCUGCUAUUUCCGCACGCUGCUGUUUGAGAUGGUCUGCCUGGCUUCAGUGCUCAAUGUCACUGCCCUAAGUGUGGAACGCUAUGUGGCUGUGGUACACCCGCUCAAGGCUAGGUCCGUGGUGACGCGGGCCCAUGUGCGCCGAGUGCUUGGGGCCAUCUGGGGUCUUGCCAUGCUCUGCUCCCUGCCCAACACUAGCCUGCACGGCAUCCAGCAGCUGCACCUGCCCUGUCGGGGCCUGGUGCCCGACUCAACCAUGUGCAUGCUAGUCCGCCCACGGGCCCUCUACAGCCUGGUAGUGCAGACCACCGCGCUGCUCUUCUUCUGUCUGCCGAUGGCCAUCAUCAGUGUGCUCUACUUGCUCAUUGGGCUGCGGCUGUGGCGGGAGAGGCUGCUGCUCACGCAGGAGGCCCAGGGCAGGGGCUCCGAAGCUGCCAGGUCCAGAGACACCUGCAGGCUCCAGCAGCGAGAUCGGGGCCGGAGACAAGUGACCAAGAUGCUGUUUGUCCUGGUCGUGGUGUUCGGCAUUUGCUGGGCCCCGUUCCAUGCAGACCGCGUCAUGUGGAGCCUCGUGUCACAGUGGACAGAGGGCCCGAAGCUGGCUUUCCAGUACCUGCACGUCAUCUCUGGUGUCUUCUUCUACCUUGGCUCGGCAGCCAACCCGGUGCUCUACAGCCUCAUGUCCAGCCGCUUCCGAGAGACCUUCCAGGAGACCCUGUGCCUCAGAGCCCGCUGCCACCGCCUGAGACCUUACCACAGCUCCUACAGCCUCAGCAGGGUGACCACAGGCAGCACCCUGUGUGAUGUGGGCACCCCAGGCAGCAGGGUCCACCCCCUGGCUGGGAACAAUGGCCCAGAGGGGCAGCAAGAGACUGACUCACUGUGAGUGGAGCCUCAAAGUGGCUUCACUUGGAGGGGCCAGAGGGCCACGUGGAACUGGGGAGACACAUCUGCCUUCCUCUGCAGGGAUACCUUCACCUACUGUCCCCUGUUCGGCCUAGAAAUUCUGAUUGGCAUGUCAGUUUCCCUCAGAGGGAAACAGCAGGAGGAAGGAUUGAUCUCUGAUUGCUGAGGACUCAUACUGGCCAGGCGCCACACCGUGUGCUUCUUAUCCCUCACUGCCACUUCCCCAGUUCAAGUCCUUCCCCUGCAGAAACACCAUGGUUAGCUGGGGUUCAGCAGUCCUCCCUCUGGGGACUCCUGCCACCACUGCCAAUUUCUGAAACGGUCCCACUGGGCCCUCGAUGUCCUUCCCAGGUCCUUUUCAGGUUCUGGCAGGGGCCCAGGGAUCCAGGAGACCUGGUUCCAAUCUCAGCCCUGCUGUCACCACCUUGUCUUGUGGCAUCAAGCAUAUCAGUCCACCUUUCUAGGCCUCAGUUCCUUGCUUGAAAAAUGAAAGAGGCACUGGCUUUCCACAGUGUCAUGCUUGGACACUUUAGCUGUGGUUUUCUUUCUGUGUUAAGUUACUGCUUGUAAUGAAACCAACAAUACUCUCAGACUGACAAGGCGGAAAUUAUUUUCUGUAUUUUUAUCAGCCCCAAGCUCUACUUCCUCCCUGACCUCCACAUGCCCUCCCCAGCCCCUCCCAGCACAAGUGCAGCAGAGCCAGCAAGGAAGAAACCCUGCCCCCCACCACAGGCCACCUACGUGCAGGCUGGCUUGAGGGCCCAGUGAACAGAGCACUGGACUUGGCUUGCCAGAGGGUCUCAGGGCAAGAGACACGGCCAACCAAGUGAGAAGUGAGAAGAGGGACAGGGACAAGUCAUCCUUGAAACCAAGACCCAUUCUGAGUCUCCGCGGGCCAAGUCAGAGCUCAGCCAGGACUCAAUUCAUGGAUGAAACUUCUCCUGCUGCCAGUCCCUGGGUCUUGUCCUCCUGAGAGGAAGUCCUGGCUUCCAUGGCUGGGAGCUGUAGGAUGGCCUGGGGUCGGUCUGUCCGGGUUCUCCCUGUAGACAGCUUCCUAGCUUGUGCCCCUAGCUCAUGCUCCCUGGUGAGAAAGUGGAGGACAUGGUACAGGGUUGCAGAUAAUGUUUAGUUAAAAAAAUUCAAUUAUAAAAAUAUUAAACGCUCAUCACAGAAAAUUUGGAAAGUGCAAAUAAGCAAAAAUGAAAAUAAGUUUUAAAAAUGUAAAACCUCAGG
This is a messenger RNA of Cebus imitator (Panamanian white-faced capuchin), 2635 nucleotides long. RefSeq names its product neuromedin U receptor 1 (gene NMUR1). Gene Ontology annotation, biological process: G protein-coupled receptor signaling pathway. Gene Ontology annotation, cellular component: plasma membrane. Gene Ontology annotation, molecular function: neuromedin U receptor activity. The coding region runs from base 102 to 1382 and encodes 426 amino acids. The transcript is spliced from 3 exons. Lineage: Eukaryota; Metazoa; Chordata; Mammalia; Primates; Cebidae. The record is from RefSeq and is a predicted model, not a curated record.